GGCGUCGGUGGCGGCGGCCGGGGACGGUGUGAGAGCGGUAAGAUGGCGGCCGCAGCGGUGGUGGAGUUCCAGAGAGCUCAGUCCCUACUCAGCACCGACCGGGAGGCCUCCAUCGACAUCCUCCACUCCAUCGUGAAACGUGACAUUCAAGAAAAUGAUGAGGAGGCAGUCCAGGUUAAAGAGCAGAGCAUCCUUGAACUGGGGUCUCUCCUGGCGAAGACUGGACAAGCUGCUGAGCUUGGCGGACUGCUGAAGUAUGUGCGGCCUUUCUUGAACUCCAUCAGCAAGGCUAAAGCCGCUCGUCUUGUCCGGUCUCUUCUUGAUUUGUUUCUUGAUAUGGAAGCAGCUACAGGGCAGGAGGUCGAGCUAUGUUUAGAGUGCAUCGAAUGGGCCAAAUCAGAGAAAAGAACUUUCUUACGCCAAGCAUUGGAGGCAAGGUUGGUGUCUUUGUAUUUUGAUACUAAGAGGUACCAGGAAGCAUUGCAUUUGGGUUCUCAGCUGCUGCGGGAAUUGAAAAAGAUGGAUGAUAAAGCCCUUUUGGUGGAAGUACAGCUUUUAGAAAGUAAAACAUACCAUGCUUUGAGUAAUCUGCCGAAAGCCCGAGCUGCCUUAACCUCCGCUCGAACCACAGCCAAUGCCAUCUACUGCCCCCCUAAAUUGCAGGCCACUUUGGAUAUGCAAUCAGGUAUUAUUCAUGCAGCAGAGGAGAAGGACUGGAAAACUGCUUACUCAUACUUCUAUGAGGCAUUUGAAGGCUAUGACUCCAUUGAUAGCCCGAAGGCCAUCACAUCUCUGAAGUACAUGUUAUUGUGCAAAAUCAUGCUCAACACCCCUGAAGAUGUCCAGGCUUUGGUGAGCGGAAAGCUUGCACUUCGGUAUGCAGGGAGGCAGACAGAAGCAUUGAAAUGUGUGGCUCAAGCUAGCAAAAACAGAUCACUGGCAGAUUUUGAAAAGGCCCUGACAGACUACCGGGCAGAGCUCCGGGAUGACCCAAUCAUCAGCACACAUUUGGCCAAGUUGUAUGAUAACUUACUGGAACAGAAUCUGAUCCGGGUCAUUGAACCUUUUUCCCGAGUACAGAUUGAACACAUAUCUAGUCUCAUCAAACUCUCCAAGGCCGACGUGGAAAGAAAAUUAUCACAGAUGAUUCUUGACAAGAAGUUUCAUGGGAUUUUGGACCAGGGGGAGGGCGUCCUGAUCAUUUUUGAUGAACCCCCAGUAGAUAAAACUUACGAAGCUGCUCUGGAAACAAUUCAAAAUAUGAGUAAAGUAGUGGACUCCCUCUACAACAAAGCCAAGAAGCUGACAUAGAGUUGGAUCUGUAGCGGUUCUUUGGAGAGUGUGUGUGGCGGGAGAGUGAACCCUUGGGGAAAUGCUAGGAGAUUCUUUUCUUUCUGUUCUACUUUUCGCUCGGAAAGUUUUUAACCCUCAUUGGUGCAUCUGUAUCCAGCGAUAGGCGGCCAGUUCUCAUGUAAUCAGCACUGGCCAACAUGGGAGUGGGGAAAUUGCUUAAAAAAAAAGAAAAAAGAAAAAAAAAGAUUCUAAAUAAAAGGAAAAAGGCUUACACUA
Molecule: messenger RNA, 1569 nt
Organism: Arvicola amphibius (Eurasian water vole)
Lineage: Eukaryota; Metazoa; Chordata; Mammalia; Rodentia; Cricetidae
Gene: Psmd11
Product: proteasome 26S subunit, non-ATPase 11
Exons: 14
Coding region: 43-1311 (422 amino acids)
Biological process (GO): ubiquitin-dependent protein catabolic process
Cellular component (GO): proteasome regulatory particle, lid subcomplex
Molecular function (GO): protein binding; structural molecule activity
Source: RefSeq, a predicted model, not a curated record